Molecule: messenger RNA, 1544 nt
Organism: Vanessa atalanta (red admiral)
Lineage: Eukaryota; Metazoa; Arthropoda; Insecta; Lepidoptera; Nymphalidae
Exons: 6
Coding region: 152-1126 (324 amino acids)
Source: RefSeq, a predicted model, not a curated record
AUGUAACAGUGGUCAUCUUAUUUUUUUAUAUCUCCUUGCAUUUUGAUACAAAAUAUUAGUAAUUCGUAAAGUGGUAUUACGUGAACAAGAUGAAAAUACGAUCCCACGCACUUCGAGAACGGUGGAAUGCGGCGCGCUAGCAACGAGUGACAUGACGACGCGCAGCAGCGCGACCGCGAUUCGAGCGCGGCGCGGACACAAGGAGCGUUCCAAGAACUUCACGGAGCUGGAGAAGAGGACGGUACUCGAGCUGAUAGCGCGCCAUCGUGACGUGCUGCGGCAGGGGCGCUCCAACAACGCGACCAACCGCAGCAAGCAGCUGGUGUGGUCUACAAUCUGCGAGGAGGUGAACAAGCGCUGCGGCGGCGACAGGCCGCGCACUCCUGCGCAGGUCAAGAUGUGGUACGAAAAUUAUAAGAAGAAGUGUAAAAUGCGCGCACACGACACACAGCCACCACCAGCGGAAGCGCCCGGCCUACUCGAUGGCAUGCUCUGGCAAAGCAUUCACCCUCUAGACGUCAAAGACGAGGAAGGCGAAGCGACUACAAGUGCAGAGGGCGCUCACAGCGUGAAGGACGAUGAUUGUAUACCUGUUAACAUGUCAAAUGGCCGCCUAUCAACGAACGACAGCGACGAUACGAUGCCAAACGUACUCGAGCCCCAGGUCCAAAUCAUCCCGCAAUCUUCCCCCACGCCUCCCCCCCUAAAGUCCCUCCCCAACCCGCAGAUCAACCCGCUCACGCUAACCUCUCACCUCCCCAUCAUAACGAAUCCCCUACAAGCGAUCGAACAAGCAAGAAUUCAGCAGAAUUUUCUACAGAAAUUGAACGAAUUAUCGAACACCCCCUUAAAUCUGAGUCACCUGGACGACGAUAAACGGAAAAACGGUCACGAUAGACAGGAUAAGUCCGAGGAGAUGAAACACGACUACGCUUCAGCCACGGAGGAGGAAAGAUUGUACUUCACGGCGAAACGGCAGCACGCGAUAUGGGAACACGAAGCUAAAAUGAAAAUCCUGAACAUGGAGCUCAGACAGAAGGAGGAAAUAUUUUCAUUGCAAAAGCAACUCUUUCUGAUCGAGUUACGGUUGAAAAUGGACUUCUUGGAAAAGGCGAGCGCGAAGUGAAUCACUCGGUCCUGUACGUACUCUGUCUCUCUCGCGCUGGCAAUGGAAGAGAUGAAUUUCCUAUUGGGAUCUUCUCUCGCGAAAGAGACGACUAUUGAUUAAGGUUAAUUCAAAUGCCAUAGUCCAUACAGUGCCAUCGUAAGGUAAUCUUAAAGCUACCAUUUUUUUUUUUUUUUGAGCUAAGGUGUCGUCUAUUCAGCCCAAUUUUUUUUUUUUAAUAUUAAAUAUUAUGAAAACGUCGAAAUUGGGCAAAUUAUUGCUUGUAAAGGAAAGAUUUAGAAUUAAAGCAGGACAUUUUUGGUGCGAUUUUUUUUUUUUUUAAAUGACUUGACAGAUUUGUUAUUUUUUAAAACGUUUCGUACCAAAUUUGGGCUUCGAUAUGUGAUGUUUAAAGUUAGGGAUACAUUAUUUUUGUAAU